This is a messenger RNA of Penicillium subrubescens, 996 nucleotides long. Its product is annotated as aldose epimerase family protein. Lineage: Eukaryota; Fungi; Ascomycota; Eurotiomycetes; Eurotiales; Aspergillaceae. Gene Ontology annotation, molecular function: aldose 1-epimerase activity; carbohydrate binding. Gene Ontology annotation, biological process: beta-D-galactose catabolic process via UDP-galactose, Leloir pathway; glucose metabolic process. The record is from RefSeq and is a predicted model, not a curated record. The transcript is spliced from 2 exons. Bases 1 to 996 code for a protein of 331 amino acids.
AUGUCUGCCCCCGAACAGGCCGAAUUCACCUUCCUGCCACUUGGCGCCGUCAUUCAAGAAUUCCGCGUCGGCGGCCACAACAUCGUGCUUGGAUUCCCCACACAGGACCAAUAUGUCAAGUACAACACCGCGCAUUACGGCGCGACUAUUGGCCGUGUGGCCAACCGUAUCAAGAACGGUGUGAUCGAUAACCUGAAUGGUGAGAAGAUCCAGUUGGCCCAGAACAACGGGCCGAAUGCCCUGCACGGUGGCCCUACGGGCUGGGGUAAGCGUGUCUUCGAUGGCCCGCAUACUGUUCAGCGCCAUGGUCGCGACGCCUUGCUGUUCAAGUACCUCUCCAAGCACGGCGAGGAGGGAUACCCGGGCACUGUCGAGGUGCGCGUGUGGUACACGGCCAGCAAGGAGGGAGAGGCAAUCACCGUGUUGACAGCCGAGUACGAGGUUGAGUUUGUUGGUGACGAAGCCGAGGAGACGGUCGUCAACAUCACAAACCACAGCUACUUCAACCUCGGUGACGGUCCCACCAUCACCGGAACAACUGCCCAACUCGCCACAGCAGACUAUCUCCCCCUGGACAACACCGGUAUUCCCACGGGACCCAUCGCCAAAUUCCCCGAGGACGUAACAAACCCCUUCGUCCUCGCCGCGACGGGCCCCCACAUCGACGACGUCUUCAUCAUGGAAACCGACUCGACCAAGAUCCCCCUGGACACGCGCAGCCUGCCCCUGCGCCGUCUCGCGCAGUUCAACCACCGCAGCACCGGCCUGCACCUGGAGGUGCACAGCACCGAGCCAGCCUUCCAGUUCUACACGGGCAAGUACAUCGAUGUCCCCUCGAUUGAUGGUCGGCCAGCGCAGACCGAGGGGUCGGGCUUCUGCGUUGAACCCAGUCGGUACGUCAAUGCGAUUAAUGAGCCUGAGUGGCGGAAUCAGGUGCUUUUGAAGAAGGGGGAGGUGUUUGGUUGUAAGACUGUGUAUAAGGCGUGGAAGGAGUGA